CUGCGUCGCAUCAGCUGCGCAGGAACUCGUCUUACUUUCCACAGUAUGGUGCGAAAUUUAGAGCAGUAGUGUUUUUACCUUAACAAUUGCUGGUUUGAGGGUGUACGCGGAUGCGAGUACAUCGGCGGUUAAAGUUGACUCUAGAAGACACAAUUAGUAAUACUAUGUCUGAUAAUCCAGAAUUUACUUCUGAUAAAGCACGAGCUUUGCUAUCUAGCGUCUUGGAGGCAAUCAGUCUUCCUGAAAAUGCUACCAAGCUUGGAGAAGCAAAGGACAAUGCUGGCAAUGACAUGUUGAAAAUGAUGCAGUUUGUCUUCCCUAUUGUUAUGCAGAUAGAAAUGGAUGUUAUAAAAAACUAUGGAUUUCCAGAAGGACGUGAAGGCAUCGUGCACUUUGCUCAAGCAAUACGUACACUAGAGAGAGAGGAUCCAGAGGUGGCGCAUCUCCACGCACAAGUUCGUGCACAUUUUCUGCCUCCAGUGGCCAUCAGUACUGAACCCUCAUCGUGAAGGACAAAACAGAACCAUGAAAAUGAUGUGUUGACGUAUGUCUUAAAUGAUGCUUCAGGUGAUUUAUUGUCAUGGUUGCCAUGAGCACCUUUCUAGGGAAUAUUUUUGUAAGAUCUGAUGAUUGACUUGACACUGAUUUAGUAAUAUACUUGAAAGAAUUGGUGUGAUCAAAAUAAUUUUCUGCUUUCUUCUUAAAAGAAGAGAACUGUCACAAGAACCAGUUAUCUGAAGAUGGCAUACCUUUGCUGUUCAUUAGCCAUACUGGGUUAAUGUCAUACUGUGCUUGGUAUGUCUGUACAUUAUGAUGAACUCUUAAUUGUAUCUGUUUUUCUAGCAUAUUUUGUCCUCAUUA
Molecule: messenger RNA, 861 nt
Organism: Zootermopsis nevadensis
Lineage: Eukaryota; Metazoa; Arthropoda; Insecta; Blattodea; Termopsidae
Product: protein C10
Biological process (GO): post-embryonic development
Source: RefSeq, a predicted model, not a curated record